Molecule: messenger RNA, 1452 nt
Organism: Nannospalax galili (Upper Galilee mountains blind mole rat)
Lineage: Eukaryota; Metazoa; Chordata; Mammalia; Rodentia; Spalacidae
Gene: Pdcd10
Product: programmed cell death 10
Exons: 10
Coding region: 419-1057 (212 amino acids)
Biological process (GO): regulation of Golgi organization; positive regulation of MAP kinase activity
Cellular component (GO): Golgi apparatus; FAR/SIP/STRIPAK complex
Molecular function (GO): protein kinase binding
Source: RefSeq, a predicted model, not a curated record
CGGACAACGCCUGGUUCCUCUCGGGUCCUUCCGGCGUCGCCGGAGUGAAUUGAUCCGGGAGUUGAAGAGGGCUCCGAAGGUGGGAAGUGAAGUCCGUACCUCAGUUGCCGCAAAAUUUCUGUGUAACUCAGCGUUUUGGAGAGCUCGCCACUGCCUGCUGUUCACAGUAUAGACAUGGAAGCAGCUUUUGAUGGACUGUCUGUUCUCCUCUGAGAUGUGGUGAUUUGAGGAAAUUGAGUUCUUUUAUCAGAGGAAUUUAAAUUUUGGACUUCUGGAAAAUUAUAAUUUGGGAGAUUUAAGAUUGGUUCAUUUUUGUGUGCACCAUUCUUUAUUGCACACGAAACAGGGAAGACAUACUGCAGUGAAUGAAGAUUCCUCUGCAUUUUAGCACUGCUUUUCUACUGUAGUUGGCUUUUGAAUGAGGAUGACAAUGGAAGAGAUGAAGAAUGAAGCUGAGACCACUUCCAUGGUUUCUAUGCCCCUCUAUGCAGUCAUGUAUCCUGUGUUUAAUGAGCUAGAACGAGUAAAUUUGUCUGCAGCUCAGACCCUGAGGGCUGCUUUCAUUAAGGCUGAAAAGGAAAAUCCAGGUCUCACACAAGAUAUCAUUAUUAAAAUUCUAGAGAAAAAAAAUGUGGAAGUUAACUUCACGGAGUCCCUCCUUCGUAUGGCAGCUGACGACGUAGAAGAGUACAUGAUUGAACGACCAGAGCCAGAAUUCCAGGACCUAAAUGAAAAGGCACGAGCACUUAAACAGAUUCUCAGUAAGAUCCCAGAUGAGAUCAAUGACAGAGUGAGGUUUCUACAGACAAUCAAGGAUAUAGCUAGUGCAAUAAAAGAACUACUUGAUACAGUGAAUAAUGUCUUCAAGAAAUAUCAAUACCAGAAUCGCAGGGCACUUGAACACCAAAAGAAAGAAUUUGUAAAGUACUCCAAAAGUUUCAGUGAUACUCUGAAAACAUAUUUUAAAGAUGGCAAGGCAAUAAAUGUGUUCAUAAGUGCCAACAGACUAAUUCAUCAAACCAACUUGAUACUUCAGACCUUCAAAACUGUGGCCUGAAAGCUGUAUAUGUUAAGAGAUGUAUUUCUCAAUGGCAGUAUUGAUCUGCCUUUAUCUGUAAAUUUUAAAGUUGACUGUAUAAAUUAUCAGUCCCUCCUGAAGGAUCCAAUGCAGGAUGCUGAAUGGGAUAAUUGCCAUCUUACACCAUAUUUUUGUAAAAUGUAGCUUAAUCAUAAUCUCACACUGAAGACUUUGCAUCACUUUUGCUAUUGUUCUUUUAAGAAUUAUAAGCCAAAAGAAUUUACGCCUUAAUGUGUCAUUAUAACAUUCCUUAAAAGAAUUGUAAAUAUUGGUGUUUGUUUCUGACAUUUUAACUUGAAAGCGAUAUGCUGCAAGAUAAUGUAUUUAACAAUAUUUGGUGGCAAAUAUUCAAUAAAUAGUUUACAUCUGUUAAA